This is a messenger RNA of Acanthosepion pharaonis, 618 nucleotides long. Lineage: Eukaryota; Metazoa; Mollusca; Cephalopoda; Sepiida; Sepiidae. The record is from the annotation of a GenBank genome assembly.
AUGACAUUUCUUUGGUUCUCUCUCUCUCUCUCUUUCUCUCUCUCUCUUUCUUUCUGUCUAUCUAUCUAUCUAUCUAUCUAUUUACCUCUUUUUGACACAUAUCUAUCUCCUCUCUCUAUCCCUUUCUAUUUUCCUCUCUCUCUCUCUCUGUCUGUCUGUCUGUCUGUCUGUCUGUCUGUCUGUCUCUCUCUCUCUCUCUCUCUCUCUCUCGCUUGCUCGCUCUUUCAUUCUUUCUUUGCAGUUAUGUUUUGUCUUUUCUUUCUCUCUCAUCGCUAUCUCUCUACGCAUCUCUCUAUCUCUCUAUAUCUCUCUAUAUCUCUCUAUCUAUCUACCUGUCAUUUUGUCAAUCUAUCUUUCCCUUCACCAAACGCAGACACAUAUACACACGCACACGCGGCUGAUAAUUUCCACUCUUACUUUCUCUCUAUCUCUCUCUCAUUUUUAUUCUCUCUCCUUCACACUCUCCUUCUUGCUUCCUCUUCCAUCUAUCCCCUACACAAGAGCUCUACCUUCUCUGUGUCACUUUCCCUCCCUACCUCUCUUCGCCCCCACUCUUCAUAUGCACGCACGCGCGCUUUCUAUCGGCCAUCUCCCAUUCCUUCCCUCUCUAGUCCUUAA